AUGCAGAUCCCAGAUGUGCAAGCGUCAGCCACUCAGUCAUUUACUAUAUAUUAUUAUUGUUUGCCCGUAGUCCUACCUAAAAGUAAAACUUGUGGCUACAAGCAUUCGCACCUGCGUUAUUCCACGCGUACAUUGGGACUGGCCGGGCGAGCCGUAGUUUACCUAAAUCAACGAAUAUUUCAGAGUCGAGCCACAUCGACAUCCCUAGUAGCAGUAUCAGUCCGUUUUUUCUUCGAUUCUCGGUCUUCUACUUCUAGUAUCUUCCUGAAAUUCAUUUUCAUUGAGGUGGCAACUUCUUUGAUUUUUUCGAAGCCGUGGGUGUGUGGGUCCGGGUGCUCCCGCCUGUAAUAGGACGCGGCUUUUCCUUCGGCAUUUCAAAUUCGAAAGUAAGACGAAUUAGCAUGUAAUGCGAUGAUGCUUGGCUUGCUACCCCUCUUU
This is a messenger RNA of Amoebophrya sp. A25, 438 nucleotides long. The record is from the annotation of a GenBank genome assembly. NCBI's taxonomy places the organism in Eukaryota, Dinophyceae, Syndiniales, Amoebophryaceae.